AUGGGCAUGGGGACUUGCAAGGACCUGACUCCAGACAAGAUCGAGCAGGCCAUCAUCCGGUAUGAAGAGGUCAGUUUCCCUUUCAUUUACAGUAAUUCUACUUUCUUCCAACUUUUUUAAGCAAUUCCAGGGGUUUUUAAAGAUCUAAUCAUUUUUUUUGUAUCAUCGGAAAAGAAAGAACAUCCCGAGAAUGCACAAAAAUGAAAUAUAUACUUAUAUAAUUCUGCCUUGUUUCCAAUAAACGCGCACUUUAUCACGAUCACUUUGUUUGAUUCAUUUCUGUGCCGAGAUUGCGCUGACCGUUUCUUCGGGCGCCUUGCGGGGAUAAAGUUUUGGUGGAUUUAUAUUUGGGCGGACUAAAAUACCCUCGAGGGCAAGUUAAUGAAAGGCCGUGGUCCCUUUCUUCCCAAUAUAAUCAGCUUCAUCUGGGCUUCUAAUUGCAUACCCCGAGGCGGUCCCGCUGUCGAUGACGUCGAGUUACAUAAAAUGGACGCACAGGUUACAAGCCGCACUUCCCUUCUUUAAGGGACGGAAACACGCUUCAGAAAUCCCAUCGAAUUGAAAAGCGGAAAAUAUUCUUCAAGUAGCCGAAUGAGUGUCUUGAAGAAGGGAUAUCAGACAUAAUCAGAACACAAUCUUUCAGCUUCUCCAACCCGUCCUCUCCUUCUACAACCAGUUCCAUGUUCUCAUCUACAAGUUCCUUUGUAUCCUCGGGGUCCUUUCCAACAUCUGCAUCGUCGUUGUUCUGAUGCGACCGGCGAUGCGGAGGAAUCCUUUUAAUGUGUUUCUGGUCGCUAUAGCCAUUUGUGACAUGACACUAAUGGCCUCGUACUUCGUCUUCAAGCAAGUAAGUUGCUAAUUAGGGAGUGGUAAUGGAAUUGGGGAUUACUAUACAUGGGAGCCCCCGGGGCAUUGAAUUCACUCAUCUUCGGUUCUUAUACUCACUCCGAAUAGAGAUGUCAUGCUAAAAAACAAAACAUAAAAGUUCAUUAAAAAUGAAUUGCAGGUGGAAGAUUGUAAUCCCAUCUACUACACCUAUGGCUGGGUGGUCUUUACCUUGGUCUACGCCCUGCUCUCGGUCUUUGUUCAUUCGGCCAGCCUUUGGCUGACCGUGAACAUGGCUGUUCUUCGGUUCUUUGUGCUAAGAGAUAGCUCCAACACGGGGUCAAGCCGAUGGAACAACUACCGAUCGGCCAUAAUCUCGGUGUUCUUGGCUCUCCUCUUCUCGUUGGUGGGCGCUGCCCCAAAUAUGUUGAGAUACGAGAUUGAGGACAAGGGACCUGCAGAAGUACCUCAUCAUUGCCUCAAGAAUGGAUCCACUUAUGCCAAGUUUUACAAAGAAGAUGAACUCAUAAACUCGUACACAAUCGGGCAGCCCGUCUUCUGGAAUUGUUCUUGGGAAAGAUUUAGUUUCUGGGUGGCUGGUAAGUUGAAUACAUUUUUCACCUUCCCAAACAUUACAGGGAUAAUGUUGAAGCUGAUUCCCUGUCUCUUGUUGACGGUGUUUAUGACAUUACUGGUGAGGAUGUUGGUGGAAGCCCGAGAACGACGAUCUCGUCUAUGUGCCAACAAUAGUGGAAGUGCAAGUGGCAGUAAUUGUGGAAAAACAAGUGCGAGCACCGGAAAGACUCAAGCCGAAAGGACAACUGCCAUGCUCACCAUGAUCGUCGCCUUGUUCUUGAUAACAGAGCUCCCCCAAGGUCAGUCUUAUUUGGCUUGAAUCAUUGGCGGUUUAUCUAUUUUACCGACUGGCUGAAACGAUUACUGAGCUCUCUAUGUCAGUUUCAAUUCGUAUUCAGACACCUGCAGCCUUCACAUAAGGGUGUGGAUACAACGGUUUCAGAAAAAAAGUCAAAAUAUUUCUGACAACUGACUAUUUGUGACAUGAAUCUUUUUAAUUAAGGAAGUAAAUCGAAAAAGAUGACCCAAAGACGAAUAAAAGGCCGAUUAUAACCCAAAGGCGCGAGAAGCCGUCCUUUUGAACAUAAAAUCGCUUGCCAAGCACAUGGCCAAGCACCUCAGUGACUGUUACCUUUUUCUGAAAUGGUACUUCAAAGCAGUAAUUUUUUGGGCUUUUUCGCAAUUGAUUUAGUUUCGAAGGUGCUGAUUUCGAAACUCAUGCUCAUGUUUUCUCUUUAUGGUACUACAUAGUAACCUGAUAUGUAUAGGAUGUCUCAAGAAAUUCCGCGGAAACUUUUUGUCGAUUUCUUGGCGCUCAGCAAAGAUAUACGGAUGGUGACAUACAAAUCAAACCGGGUUUCGUGGCCAGAGUUCUAGUCUCUCCCCGUGAAGAUUUUUUUCUCUGUUCAGACAAGAAUUGCGCAUUUCUUGUCUAGGCCUAACAGACAAGAAAUGGCGGUUUCUGGCCACGAAACCCGACUUGAUUUGUAGGUCACCAUCCUUAUAUCCAAAAAAUUCUUUUUGCAGUGAAAAGAAGAAGAUGGGCGGUUUUCUGUCUGAAAAAAGAUUUUCCUCCGCCGACACGAAGAGUAGUGUAUUCGGCGGAGACUUCUAAUCGCUUUUUUGGUCUUCACAUUGAUCUUAAAACACGAUUUCUGAGUCACUGUAUCAGCCGUGGACAUUCAAAAAAAUCGAUUUUGAGAUUUUUGUUUUAAAAUGACCGGGGGCAUCCUACUAGCACAUAACCAUAACAUUUUUGCCCAAUUCUCCCGUUAACCUACUGUAAUUUACAAUAAUAUGAUUUUACAGUAAUCGGAUAUUACUCAAAAAGUACGCAUCGUAAUUGGCUGAAAUCGGUACUAUAAAGGUUUUGGCACCUUGGCAUUACAAUAGAUGUCGAAUUUUGGCUGUCGGGUUACUGUAACAUAGUGAAACCUUGGUUCGGCCGCACAAAAUCGGCCAUAAAAAAUUUGUUUCUGAAAACCCACAGCCAAUUUUUGGAUAUGUUAAUAAGCAUAAAAUUCUGCUAUAGAAACAUUUAAAAAAAGUGCAAAAAGUCAUAACACCAUUUUCGUGGUAUAGUGGAUUUUGGUCAAAAUUUGUAAUCUGAAGGUCCCGGGUUCGAUUCCCACUGGACGAAAAAUGUGAGAGGCUGCAUAGAAACUUAGGAAAUCGACCCAGAUGGGUUUGUUAUACACAUUUAAGCCAUAUAAGACUAUAUCCAAGGCGGUAAUGCAAAUUUUAACGUAUUUUUUGAAGGUAAAAUGAGCGUUUUGCUUUUAUAAGAUUUUCCAGCAAGCUCAGUUGCAGAAAAACGGUAAAACUAAAAUAGAUAGGGUUUUCGAGCAUACUCAAUUCAACGAAAGCGAUUUUUCGGAGCCAAAGUUACUGUAACAUAGAAAAACAAGGUUUCGGCCGUUAAAAAUCGGCCGUAAAAUUUUUCUUUUUGUCGUUAAGCUGACGGUUAUUCGAUUUUCGGAAUCUCCGUAAAAUUCUUAUUAACAUAUCCAAAAAUUGGCUGUGGGUUUUCAGAAACAAAUUUUUUAUGGCCGAUUUUGUGCGGCCGAACCAAGGUUUCACUAUGUUACAGUAACCCGACAGCCAAAAUUCGACAUCUAUUGUAAUGCCAAGGUGCCAAAACCUUUAUAGUACCGAUUUCAGCCAAUUACGAUGCGUACUUUUUGAGUAAUAUCCGAUUACUGUAAAAUCAUAUUAUUGUAAAUUACAGUAGGUUAACGGGAGAAUUGGGCAAAAAUGUUAUGGUUAUGUGCUAGUAGGAUGCCCCCGGUCAUUUUAAAACAAAAAUCUCAAAAUCGAUUUUUUUGAAUGUCCACGCCUAACUGGCGGCAGAUUCACUGACUCAGAAAUUGAGUUUUAAACGCUUUAUUGUGAUGCUGAAACUUCCGGAAAGUCCUCAGAUUUUUUGCACUUGGGAUCAGAAGGCCGGAGACAGCGCUAUGCGAUCGUAUUUAGCGACUGCACGGUGCACUGCAGUCGUUGCAACACCGAUAAACUCCGAGCGCACCGUGCGGAAACAGCAGGGCAAAGGGAAAUUUGAAUGAAGAAUAUUUUGUUGUUUUUUGGUGCACCACGUGGUUCGCCGAUGGCUAAACUUUUGCCAAGGCUUGGCGACGAAAUUUUGGAGGGCAUACGAUACCAGCAGAACUGAAUGCUAACCAACCCAUAAAAAUUGUGUUUGGCCAGUUCUUGUUCGCAGCUGAGUUAUGGGCUCCGCCGAUAUGGCAAGUGUCCGCCAUAACUUCGCCAAACGCUUGAUCAACAUAGAAAUCAGCAUAUGUCCUUUGUUCAACCAUCAGAAAUCACAAUAAAGCGUUUAAGAUCGGUGUGAUGACCCAAAAAGCUAUUAAAAGUCUCCGCCAAAUACACUACUUCCCGCGUCGGCGGAGAAAAAUCUUUCGUUCAGGCAAAAACCCGCCCAUCUUCUUCUUUCUGACUGCUUUUCUGAGCGCCAACACAGGAAACUCAAAAUCACUUAUAAAAACUUCAAGUUCCGCGGUGGUGCUGCUUUCAAAUCCGAAAAAAUGAAUAAGAUUUUCGAAAUCAGCACCAUCGAAAACCCCUAAUUCGAUUAUUUAUGAAAAAAAUUCAAAAAAUGCUACUUUACAGUACUACUUAACGUAAGGAAAAAAGUAAAGAUAAAAAAUGAAUGUCAUUUUCGAAAUCAGCGCUUCGAUUAUCCUAAUUUCACACAUCGAAGAAAAAUAAUAAUUUUCGGUUUCCCCAAUUGACGAUUGGGGCCCCAAUCGUCCGACUCCGGACAGAGCUCUCUGUCGACAGAGUAUUGAUCAGCUAAUUUUUGCAUUUCCUGAAUGCAAAAACGUUUUGCGAUUUUUUGAUAUAUGUACGUCUCGAUCUAUAACUCCAUACCCCAUAGAAAUACACUUUUAUUGUUAAAAGUAAAUUCAGAAAAAUGUUUAGUUUUCUCUAAAAAUCUUGUAUCUUCACUCUUAUACAUUGGUUAUGAAUCCCGAUGAAUGGGCGCUGAUAUACAUAGAGCAAUUAGGCCUUUUGUUACACAAUUCAGUGGAAACAACCACCAGCAAUAUGUUCGUAUUUCAGGGAUCCUCGUUUUCGCAAUCGGGAUCAAGCCCGAGAUGAGAUUUGCGAUGUAUUACCUGGGGAACAUCCUCGACUUGCUGUCCCUGCUCAACUCCUCGGUCAACUUCAUCCUCUACUCCACCAUGUCCAAUCUAUUCCGUCGCGAGUUUCUGGAAACUUUUGGAUUCUGCUGUCCUCAACCCCUAAGGAAAUGGAAUUCGAAACGACGUCUUGCCUCAGGCAAAGCGUCCACCAAAUCCAGGAAUCCGGGCCUGGGCACCCCCGCCCUUCCCGAUCCUCAAAAUGGGGCCAGGAAGGCCCAGCUGAGGGAGAUUCGGUCCAGCGAACAGACGCAGCGACUAAUUGAGGAUGGGGAAAACGAGAUUGUCUGUUAG
This is a messenger RNA of Bursaphelenchus xylophilus (pine wood nematode), 5354 nucleotides long. Lineage: Eukaryota; Metazoa; Nematoda; Chromadorea; Rhabditida; Aphelenchoididae. The record is from the annotation of a GenBank genome assembly.